Coccidioides immitis RS is the source of this 880-nucleotide messenger RNA. RefSeq lists its product as uncharacterized. The coding region runs from base 103 to 558 and encodes 151 amino acids. The transcript is spliced from 2 exons. Lineage: Eukaryota; Fungi; Ascomycota; Eurotiomycetes; Onygenales; Onygenaceae. The record is from RefSeq and is a predicted model, not a curated record.
AGCAACUGGGCCGAGCCAUCUCCCGCGCGAGGGCUUUUGCAAACAGCAUAUCUGAAACACGAUCUCUGAUAUAUCAGUUGGUGUGCAAGUUCAUUCUCAACAAUGCAAUUUAAACUCUCGAUUGCUCUUGUCGCUGCCCUGGCAGCCCUCAGCGAGGCAUCUCCAUACCGUCUUCACCCUCGUCGCAAAGCCGUCUCCCCUCGUCGGGUCGACUUCGUGACUAUGACCCCCAGUUCUCCAUAUCCUACCGGAACCAUAACCGAUAUUCCCACUGAUGUGCCACCAACUGGCAUUCCCACUGAGUGGCCUCCAACUGGUAUUCCCACUGAGUGGCCUCCAACUGGUAUUCCCACUGAGUGGCCUCCCACUGAGUGGCCUACUGGGUGGCCUACUGGGUGGCCUACUGGAAUUCCCACCGAACUGCCGACUUGGUUCCCAUCUAAAGACGUGCCUAUGGAAACUCUCACUUUCACAUACACACUCGGCAAGAAACCAUCUCAGAGCGUGGUGACCAAGACCAUUACUCGCCCAGCUGUCGCGGAACCCAGCGAGGGGUAAAUCUGCACCUAUCAUGUGCAUGAACGGAUUGGUCUUAUGGAAGGAUAAGAAAAAAGCCUUUACGAAACCCCUGCUUUGUGCUUGUUUUGUUUCUCUAGAUUUGGAGGCUGGGAUCAGAUGAAAGCGGGAGAACCUAAGUCCCAACUUUCUCUCCAUCAAAAAUACCGACUUGAUGUCGAGACCCAACUCCUGGGCAUCCGUUACAAUUUUUUAGUUCAAUUCUUUCUGCGUACUUGUAUUGGGGGCAAGUUUCGGCCGAUUUUAGCCUCGCAAACUUUUAUUUGGGAGCUUGAUAUCCAUUUUUCAAUUUUAGGUGUAAUGU